CACAAAUCAGGGAGAGGUCAGUAAAAGGUUUUCAGAGAUAAUCAAAUUGUAAGAGUCGAAGAAAUUAACCAGAGUUCCACAGACUGGGGAAAAAUUGGAUAAUGGAUGAGAUACAGUUGAAAGCAAGCUUAAUGAAGUAUUUCGGAGAAGCAACAGCAAAAGUAACUAAAGAAACAACCGAAGAUGAAAUCAAACGUAUCUAUGCUGCACGGUCAGCAACAUAUGACGAGGAACAUUCAGCGGCGCGCGCUAUAUAUUUCAAGCCACUGGCCGAAUCUUUGCAUGAAACCCUUAGCGAAGUUUACCAGAACAAGGCAAAGGAUCAGAUCAAAAUCAUCGACGCUGGAGCUGGGACAGGGCUGAUUGGAGUUGAGCUCAAGAAACUCGGAUACACCAACCUAUGUGCUCUGGACAUCUCAGCUGAGAUGUUAGAGGAAGCAAAGAAGAAAGAGGUCUAUAUUGAGUUCAUCUGCACGUCUUUGAAUGGGCAACCGAUACCUCAGAUUAAAUCAGGGCAAUUCGAUGCUUUGAUUUGUGGUGGGGCGCUCAUUACAGGACGUAUCGCCUCAUCUGCUUUCGUGGAGAUGAUAAGAAUGGUUCAAACUGAUGGCGUCCUCUGUUUCAACAUAAUGAAAAAGGAAUUAGAACACUAUCAAGAGAUGAUGACGGAGCUGGAGAAAGCAGGCGAAUGGAUGUGCACGUCCAAAGAGUCUUCACCUUUCUAUGCAGCCGAGGACCUGCCCAGUGAAUGCUGGAAGUUCGUUUACAAAGUUUUGAAGAACUAAGAAAUGUAUCCCAUGGCAGUUAAGCCUAACUCGUCUAGGCAAUACUAGGAAAUCA
This is a messenger RNA of Pocillopora verrucosa, 840 nucleotides long. Lineage: Eukaryota; Metazoa; Cnidaria; Anthozoa; Scleractinia; Pocilloporidae. The record is from RefSeq and is a predicted model, not a curated record.